AUGAACUUUUCAGAAAUAGUCGAAGUUAAUUACCAGUGUUGUGAUCGAUUCAAAGGAUGUGACAAAUCAGCACGAAUACCAAACAAAGAAAUGGCUUAUGAUCAUUUGCGAUGUCACUACUUGUUGCCUCAUGCUGAGGAGCUAGUAAAGCUUAUGGCUAGGCCUCACAUGAAGUCUCUUUUAUUAUGUCAUGAUGCUGUUGCAAACAAAGCAUAUGAGCCUAAGCUUCGUGAAAUUCCUUUUGAAGUCGAUGAAGAUGAUAUUUGUGUCAAAGUAUGA
Molecule: messenger RNA, 279 nt
Organism: Protopolystoma xenopodis
Lineage: Eukaryota; Metazoa; Platyhelminthes; Monogenea; Polystomatidea; Polystomatidae
Source: the annotation of a GenBank genome assembly